CCCGACCGGCGGCGGCUCUCCCGGCGCUCCCCCCGCGACUUCUUCCCGCACGCCGACGCCAUGGUGCGGUACCUGGAGGACUUCGCCUCCCUGCUGCGGCUGCGGGUGCGCUACAACACGGCCAUCACACACGUGGCGCUGGAGCGGAGCCCGCAGGCCUGGAACGGACACUAUUUCCUCCUGACUGACCAGGACAGGCAGAGCUACAAGUGCAGCUCUUUGUUGGUCGCCACUGGGAUGUGGGUCCCCAACGUGGUCAACUUUCCUGGCUCAGAGUAUGUUGAGGGCUAUGAGACUGUGUCCAUCAACCCGGAGGAUUUUGCCGGACAAACUGUGUUGAUCUUGGGCCGAGGGAACUCUGCUUUUGAGACGGCAGAGAACAUUCUGGGUGUCACAAAUUUCAUCCACAUGGUGAGCAGGUCCCGUGUGCGCCUCUCGUGGGCCACUCACUACGUCGGGGAUCUGAGAGCAAUUAACAACGGCCUGCUGGACACCUACCAGCUGAAAUCUCUGGAUGGGCUGCUAGAGGGCGACCUGGAGGAUCUGGCUAUUGUCAAGGACAAGAAAGGGAAGCUGCACAUCACGCUCAGGUUCUACCUGGAGGACAGAAACACCAGCGCAGGCGUCGACUCCAUCACCCUCCCACAGGAUGAGCUGGAUAAUUUUGCCACUCGUGCACCUUACGACCGUGUCAUCCGCUGCCUGGGCUGGAAGUUUGACUUCUCCAUCUACAACAGAUCCCUUAAAUUGAUGCCAGGAAAGGGGAUUAAAAACAAGUAUCCUCAGAUCAAACCUAGUUACGAGUCCAGAGGCACUCGAGGGCUUUUUGUUCUCGGCACUGCUAGCCACUCUGUUGACUUCAGGAAAUCUGCUGGGGGCUUUAUCCAUGGAUUCCGGUAUACAACUCGUGCUGUCCACCGCCUAUUGGAAAACCGUCACCAUGGUGUCCCCUGGCCAACCACAGUCUACCCUAUUACACAGCUGACCAAUUCCAUCAUCAAGCGGGUGAACGAGGCCUCGGGCCUCUACCAGAUGUUCAGUGUCCUGGCUGACAUCAUACUGCUGAGAGAGAAUGCCACAGCGUUUGAAUAUCUAGAAGAGUACCCAGUUGGAGUCCUGGCCGAGCUGGAAAUGCAGACAGGAAGAAAGGCUCCCAAUGGGCUGUUUGUCAUCAUCAUGGAGUAUGGGAGGAAUUUCUCUGGAGCUGACAAAGAUGUCUUCUACUACAACCGAGCCGUGGGAGAGGCACAGCAUGCCUGGCAGUCCAACUUUUUGCACCCUGUUAUAUACUAUUACAAACGUCUCCCAACAGAGCGUGAGAUGAGGCUUCGGCCCCCAGACUGGCCUCUGCCCCGCCCAGAUGCCAUCCAUCACAUUGUGGAGGACUUCCUGACAGACUGGACAGCCCCCAAUGCUCACAUCCUGCCGCUGAGGCGGUUCCUGGAGAAUUGCCUCGGCACUGACCUGCGCAAUUUCUUUGCAGAGUCCUGUUUCCUGUUUGCCCUCACCCGUCAGAAGCUGCCUCCCUGCUGUCAGCAGGGCUAUAUGAGGAUGCAGGGGCUCCUGGGCAGCAAGAGGCUCCGGCGCCACGCAGCAGAAGCUGGCCUGCUGCAGGAUGACACUCUCACAGACCUAGGAGACAGACCCCUUGACAGCUACACAGGGUCACAGGACCAGCUGCUAAGGGACCACGUGAUACCACUUCGUCCGCUGCAGCAUCUCGUUAAUGCCAAGGAUGAGCUUUAA
Molecule: messenger RNA, 1746 nt
Organism: Chaetura pelagica (chimney swift)
Lineage: Eukaryota; Metazoa; Chordata; Aves; Apodiformes; Apodidae
Gene: FOXRED2
Product: FAD-dependent oxidoreductase domain containing 2
Exons: 8
Molecular function (GO): flavin adenine dinucleotide binding; monooxygenase activity
Source: RefSeq, a predicted model, not a curated record